AUAAUUUUCAAUUAUUUUACCUUAAUUUCUUUUCACCUGAAACAGGAAAUCAGUGCAGCUAAUUAUUUAACUCUCCAAGCCUCACACUUCGGAACAGACAAGAUCACCCAUAUCAACAUACCUGGAUGGAAAUCAGAUGGCAAUGGCAGCAAGACGUGCAAUGUGUUCCUAAAAGUAGAAGAUGUGAACUGCAUUAAUUUACACUGGAUUAAUGGUUUGCUGAAAUAUAUCCACGCUGUAAGCAAUGUCCGUGCUGUUGGUGCUGAGAUAGCUUAUUGUAUUGAUGUUCUUUUGUUCUGUUUUCCUUUGAAAAAAUCCUAUCGGAAAAAAUUUGGAUAUUCGCCUUCUAAAGUGCACUUGAUUGGCCGCAGCUUGGGAGCUCAUCUGGCUGGGGAAGCUGGGUCAAGGACGCCAGGCCUUGGAAGGAUAACUGGGUUGGACCCAGCUGGGCCAGGUUUCCACAGCACUCCAAAUGAAGUCAGACUGGACCCCUCAGAUGCCAACUCUGUUGAUGUUAUUCAUACAAAUGAAGUUCGCUUCCUCUUCGAGCUUGGUGUUGGAACUAUUAAUGCUUGUGGCCACCUUGACUUUUACCCAAAUGGAGGGAAGCACAUGCCAAGAUGUGAAGAUUUAAUUACACCUUUAUUUAAAUUUGAUCUCAAUAUUUACAAGGAAGAGAUGUUUUCCUUCUUUGAUUGCAACCAUGCCCGAAGUCAUCGCUUUUAUGCUGAAAGCAUUCUCAAUCCCGAUGCAUUUAUUGCUUAUCCUUGUAGAUCCUACAAAUCUUUCAAAGCAGGAAAUUGCUUCCGUUGUCACAAGGAAGGUUGCCCAAUGAUGGGUCAUUUUGCUGAUAGAUUUCACCUCAAAAAAAUGAAGCCUAAUAGAUCGUAUUAUGUUUUAAACACAGGGACUCUUUCCCCAUUUUCCCGUUGGAGGCACAAAUUGUCUGUCAAACUUGAUGGAAACCAUGUCACUCAAGGAAGCAUGUUUCUCCAUGUAGGUGGAACAACAGAGAAGACAGGGGAGUUUGGGGUUGUCAGUGGAACACUGAAGCCAGGCAUGACUUAUACAAAUUUAAUUGAUGCAGACAUUAACAUUGGAAACACUGCAAAUAUUGAGUUCAUUUGGAAGGAGCUUUCAUUUGAACAUUCUCAGAAUAAGCUGGGAGCAGAAAUGGUGAUAGAUAUAUCUGGAAAAUAUGGAUAUGAAUCUGCCUUCUGUAGCUAGAACUUUGUAGGACCUAAUAUUGCCCAGAUCCUGAAACCAUGCUAAUUCCAGAUAUAAUCUCAAUGGAUUUACUUAAUGGGAGCAAUGGAAAAAUUAAGCUGGUAUCCAGACCAAGCUUGGCCCUUGUAAACGAGAUAGAAAUGUAUAGUUGCCUUUUUUCUAUAUAGAAUAUUUUUCUUAUUGACAAGCUUUUAUAUGUCCCUUAAAACCAGACUGAGCCCUGGGAUUCUGGGUUAUCAGUGACAAAAUAGAGCUGAGUUAGUAUUUCCCUGAAUAAGAGGAGUUGUUACAAGUAGGUGGUGUAAACUCAUCAGAAAAUGAGCCUCUGUCUGGUUGAGUGUUUGAAGUACAUUUAGAGUAUUUCCAGGUGGAAUAAUCCUUGUUCUAAAAUGAUUUGAAGAAUAUUUACUAUGUUGUUAAAUCUCACUAAGACAAAUUAUGUCUAUAGUUCAUGAUGUAUAGUAGAUGAUAACCCUGUGGGUUGAUACAUCUAUCGAUUAAUAAUAAAAACUAAUGAGAGCGCGUUAGUGUUUGCAAGGUGUUCCUUGGUCUUCAGGGAGUGUGUGAGGUAAGAGAUUUUGGAGCUUAUCUAUGAUGUAUGUCUCAGUUAGUAAUGGGCCCUGAGGAUCAUCAGCCCCUCCUUCUAGAAGCCCCCACCACAGAAUUACUCAUCUCCCUGGGCCUUGAAGGUCCCAUUGCAAAUUUUUAUUUAACCUGAAAGCAGCAUUUCAUUUCUAAAGCCCUUGACUAAUCCUUUGUGUUUAUAAUAACAAUAUUGUAAUAUUUAAAUGUGUCAUUUGUGUUUUUUCUUUUAUUUUGCUUCAAUUUCGUCUAAUUCAGUUGUCCUCAUCCAGUGAAAAUAA
This is a messenger RNA of Aethalodelphis obliquidens (Pacific white-sided dolphin), 2090 nucleotides long. RefSeq names its product pancreatic lipase related protein 3 (gene PNLIPRP3). Gene Ontology annotation, biological process: lipid metabolic process. The record is from RefSeq and is a predicted model, not a curated record. The transcript has 11 exons. Lineage: Eukaryota; Metazoa; Chordata; Mammalia; Artiodactyla; Delphinidae. Gene Ontology annotation, molecular function: lipoprotein lipase activity; protein binding. The annotation marks the transcript as partial.